AUAUUUACCACACUUUCUAUAUAAAUAUGUUUUUACUUCAUUUAAUGGAAUAUUAUAAAACAUUGCUAUGUAUAUUUGGCGGGAAACACGCUGAGCCGACACCAAUGCGUUUGAUCUAUUGUGAAUGGACCGGUUUUGUUUCACAGCUGAUUUAAUUUGUUGAUUAUUUUUCAAAUAAGAUUUUAUAAAUGGGAAGGACCUCGAAGGACAAACGGGACAUCUUCUACCGACUGGCAAAGGAGGAAGGAUGGCGGGCACGAAGUGCCUUCAAACUACUGCAGGCGGAGGAUACGUUUCAUUUGUUGGAAGGUCUCACCCGGGCUGUGGACCUAUGUGCUGCUCCUGGGAGUUGGUCCCAAGUGCUGGCUAAGCACAUGUACGAACCUUUGCCACCGGAGAAGCGGAAAGAUGUGAAAAUAAUCGCAGUGGAUCUGCAGGGAAUGGCUCCCAUUGAAGGUGUCACCCAACUCCGGGCGGACAUUAGCAAGGAGUCGACGGCGGAGGCAAUCAUCGACUUUUUCGGAGGCGAGAAGGCACAGAUCGUGGUUAGCGAUGGAGCACCCGAUUCCACUGGAAUGCACGAUUUCGACGCCUAUGUUCAGGGCGAGCUGCUCCUCUCCGCCCUGAGCAUCUCUACUUUUAUCCUAGAAACGGGCGGCUCUUUUGUGUCCAAGAUCUACCGAGCGGACAGAACUAGCCGGCUAUACACCCAGCUUAAGCGUUUCUUCAAGGACGUCUGUGUUUUUAAGCCCUCCGCCUCGCGAAACUCCAGCAUCGAAGCUUUUGUGGUUGCCCGCCAGUUUUGCCUUCCCGAGGGCCAUAAACCUUGUAACCUAAUCUCGGAAUGGCACGAACAUCCCGAGACGUGGUUGUGCCGGAAGAAGGAGAACCCACCAGUUGUUCAUGUUCCUUUUGUCGCUUACAAAGGUGAUCUGGACUCGGAUCGCACCUACGACUUGGGGGAGGACUACGUUUACAAGGAGCCGGUGCAGCAACCCUUGACUGCCGCUUAUCAGGAUAUUAUAAAGAAAACCAGUCAAAUCAACAUCAAAUAUGAAGGCAUAAAAGUGAUGCAUGACGAGGAAUUGUUUAAGAAAUGGAGAGAGGCUAAUCUAGAUCUGGGUGCUGAACCUCACGAAGAAACUGAUGCACUGAAGAGUGUACAAGAUCAAAAAGCAACCGAAAGUUAAAAAUCUAAGAAAGGCAGCCCUCAAAAUCAGGGAAUUAAUCUGUUAGAUAUUUUAAAUAAAUAGUUUUUAAUCAGGGAGAAAUAUUUGCUGCUGUAACUGGAAUUGUUACAUACUUUGUUGACAAAGUUGUAGCAAUAAACUAAAGAAAAACCUUCUCUUGA
Drosophila ficusphila is the source of this 1351-nucleotide messenger RNA. It is a transcript of the gene Trm7-34, whose product is annotated as putative tRNA (cytidine(32)/guanosine(34)-2'-O)-methyltransferase 2. Bases 189 to 1190 code for a protein of 333 amino acids. NCBI's taxonomy places the organism in Eukaryota, Metazoa, Arthropoda, Insecta, Diptera, Drosophilidae. Gene Ontology annotation, biological process: tRNA methylation; cytoplasmic translation. The record is from RefSeq and is a predicted model, not a curated record. Gene Ontology annotation, cellular component: cytoplasm. Gene Ontology annotation, molecular function: tRNA methyltransferase activity. The transcript is spliced from 3 exons.